Eupeodes corollae is the source of this 423-nucleotide messenger RNA. RefSeq lists its product as uncharacterized. The transcript has a single exon. Gene Ontology annotation, biological process: DNA integration. Gene Ontology annotation, molecular function: nucleic acid binding. NCBI's taxonomy places the organism in Eukaryota, Metazoa, Arthropoda, Insecta, Diptera, Syrphidae. Bases 1 to 423 code for a protein of 140 amino acids. The record is from RefSeq and is a predicted model, not a curated record.
AUGUACAAAUAUUGGAAUAAUAUUGACAAAGACAUCGAGCGGUUGGUGAGAAAUUGCGAAAAUUGUGCAACUAAUAGAUCUAAUCCACCGAAAGCUUCAGUGCAUCCUUGGGAUACACCUCAAGAAAAUUGGGAACGAGUGCACAUCGAUUACGCUGGACCUUUCCAAAAUUUCUACUUCCUCUUUUGUAUUGAUGCAAAAUCAAAAUGGGCAGAAAUCAUAGUAAUCAAAGAUAUUCCAACUAGCUCAAGUACCAUACAAAUACUUCAACAUAUUUGCUCAACUCAUGGAUAUCCUCAAGUUAUGGUAUCCGACAAUGCCAAUGUCCAAACCACGGUAUUUUCCAAAAGUUUAUUGCUCCUGAACAUUCUGCAACAAAUGGACUUGCCGAAUGAAAUUUACAAACGCUUAAACACCGAUUAA